GGGUGAUGACGCAUUUAGAUUUCCUCACAGAUUCACCCGUAACUUCCGGCCGCCAAAACAUGAAAAAUGUUGACAACUUGAUCACUAAAAAUGUCAAGUUUUUCCAAUAACGUGAACGAACGUCAUCAAGAGAUCAGAGUUUGGUUGGAGAAUGUAUUUGCAGGAGAGCCAGUACCUUCAUAUGAGCUGAACAAAACUACAAUACGAGUGCUCCAUGAUCUGAUGCAGAAAAAUAGGUCUAUAGAUGAGGAUACACAGCUUGUGAUCGCAGACCUACGGCAGAAAACACAGGAAUAUAAUGCUGAAGCCGGAAGACUGGAGCAUGUCCUGAAAGGCGUUGGCCUGACCUCAUCCGUGUUGUCACAGUCGGGGGUAAUGAGCCUGAGAACUCUGGCUAAUGUUGCCUUACUUCUACAGAUCAAGGAUAUAUCUGAUACCAAUUAUAUGCUGGCUUUGCAAGCCCUGCAAGAUGAACUGUACAAAACAGAGGAAAGUUAUCGCCAAGAACAGACAACUCUGCAGGAUCUCAGGGACAAAUCUAAGAAUGCUCUCCAGAAAUAUAAUACUAUCAAAAGGAGCCUAGCUGUACUACAGCAACAAGCCAAGAGUCAACACCCAGAGAUGGAGGGAAAGGCGAAAGAAACAGUCUUCUCACGUAGCAAAGCCAAAGAGUACAAGGAAAAGAUUAGUCAACUCCAGAAAGUCUUAUCUAGUACUGGAGUAGAUUCCUCUGUUUAUCAUAGAGAACUUGUUCACAAGUCCGAGGAGCUACAGAAGCUGAAGGACCAGAUGGCCCCACUCAAGGCCAAGCUACAGACCUACCACAGUCUACCUCCAGAUAUUUCUUUGACAAAAGUGAAGCUGGAAGAAUUGAAGAGAGAAGUGGAUAUGUUGGAAUCGGAAGUGUGUAAAAACAUUGAUUUGAUGCACAUAUAAAAAUACCACCAGGAGGUUGUUUGGUGAACUACCCAGGGAUACAAAGAUUAUCGACCACAGAUCUAAAGAACCUUUCCUACACAGAGCCAUGGUGCCUUUGGAGUCAGAACUGUGGCCCUACCAUAAGUUGGGACUCCAAAACAUUUGUGUAUUCUUUGAAAGGAUGUUCUCAGGAGGAAUUCACUAAGAGACUUUGGAGAUGUUUGUCCGGUCAAGUUGCUAGUAGGGGGUUGAGAAAUGGAAACUCCGGUACACAGAACUGGAUGUAAUUGUUUAGUGGUUAUAUAAGGAUUUCCACUAAAUUGUCUUUAAAAUCUUGCACAGAAAAGUAUUCUUUUUUUUCUGCUCAAUAACUAAGAACAGUGUUGACUGCAUAUUGGAAUACAAGGCCACAAAACAAACAUGAAGCCUUAAAUGAAGCUAAAUUAUCCUCGAUAAUAAAUGACAUCUUCGAUAAUGAAUGAGAGAAAUGCUUAUUGUGACUGCGAUCUCAUGCUUAUUUGCUUUAGUAAGAAAUUAUGUUCAUUACAUGUAGGCUGUGAAGUUAAAGUAUUAAAUGUAUAUUUAUGUUUUUUGCAAGAGAUUAAAAUUAUGAAAAUCAAA
Messenger RNA from Pecten maximus, 1539 nucleotides. Its product is annotated as HAUS augmin-like complex subunit 1. The record is from RefSeq and is a predicted model, not a curated record. NCBI's taxonomy places the organism in Eukaryota, Metazoa, Mollusca, Bivalvia, Pectinida, Pectinidae. Gene Ontology annotation, biological process: spindle assembly; centrosome cycle. Gene Ontology annotation, cellular component: cytosol; HAUS complex. The coding region runs from base 91 to 936 and encodes 281 amino acids. The transcript is spliced from 9 exons.